Lactuca sativa (garden lettuce) is the source of this 840-nucleotide messenger RNA. The record is from RefSeq and is a predicted model, not a curated record. NCBI's taxonomy places the organism in Eukaryota, Viridiplantae, Streptophyta, Magnoliopsida, Asterales, Asteraceae.
AUGGAUUUUGAAAACCCAGUAGCUAAUCAGUCGUUUGCAACACAUACAAUCGAAGAUAUAGACGCAAAUGUUUCUUUGGAAUCAACAUUUGAAUCUGAAAAAGUAAAUGAGGAUAUUGUGAAUCUUACAUGUGAUGAAGAUGAAGCUAAGGAUCUAAGUAUUAUGGGGAAGGUUUUCAGUACACCUAAGGAUGCAUAUACAUUUUAUAACCAAUAUGCCUUUUUACAUGGAUUCGGUAUUCGUGUUCAUUGGAGCUUUAAAAAUAAAACCACAAAUGAGCCUUAUCGGAAGAGCUAUGUGUGUAAUAAACAAGGCUUUAAAAGUUUGAAGGGUAAUAGUUUAUGUGGAGUUGCUAAGAACCGUCGUAGAAAUUUAAGGACGGGAUGUAAAGCAAUGCUCCAGAUAUCAAAAGGAAAAGAUGGUGAAUGGUUUGUCGAUGUGUUUAAUGACACACACAAUCACAAUUUGAGUACAACUCCUACCAAAGUAAUGAAACAUCGUUCUCAUGGGAAAAUACACCGCUCAAUGUGCAAGUCUCUUAUGGUGGAACUAGGUCAAUCAGGGUUAAGGCCUUGUCAAAUCAAAAAGGCUGUAAAUACAAUGAAACCUCCAUAUGAUGCCAAUGUUACCUCAAAGUCUCCUAAAAAUGUUUUUUGGGCUGAUGGAAGAUCACGAGAGGCAUAUACUAAAUUUGGGGACGUCGUUGUGUUUGAUGUCACAUACAUGACCAACAAAUUUAAGAUGCCAUUUGCUCCAUUUAUUGGUGUGAACCAUCAUGGUCAGUCUAUAUUGUUUGGUGGUGCAUUGUUAGAAAAUGAAAAAGAAGAAACUUUUCGAUGA